AUGCCUUCUAUCGGAGCCACUCUUUUCUCUCCCUCGAGGGCUCAGAGCAACACCACAACCACAUCCCGUCGCAUGCCGCUUAGCAACGUCCCUGUUUUCAACGAAGACAGCGCCAUUCAUGAGGAGCAGCAGCUUUUCGGUAGCGACGACUUCGCCAUCUUCUGUGAUGAGGAAGACAGCGCCACGCCCGAGGAGCAACAACCUUUCAGCAACGACGACUUCACCAUCUUCUGUGAUGAGUCCGAAGAGAAGUUCCGUCCAGCCAAUGGUUAUAUCAACAUCGGCUUCGAAGAUGGAUCGAGGUACACAAUCCCAGAACUGCAAGGCACCGUCGGCGUCCUCCAGGAGCGACACCCCAACAUCAUGGGUAGAGCAAUCGACCACAACAGACACUACGGUCGACUACCCGCUACCGUCACUCAAGAGUAUGCGUCUGCCAACAGGGAAGUCUCUGACGCCCUUCAUUAUCUCCAUCCAAACCCCGAACAGGGUGCUCCAGGCCGACACCUCACUCCCGAGCAAGUCGAACGCUCGGCUCGCAUGCUCUCACUGGACACCGCCAUCGACCAACUUCACGAUCCCCUCAUAUACGAAGACCGACAGGUUCUUCGUCGUAUCGUGCGGCUGCUGGACAUUCGCCGCCAAGAGCUCUUGAGGUACAAAAUCAGCGUCGACGAGAACAUGCCGGAGGUUGAGCUGCCACAGACUGUCGACGACAUUGAAGACCUAGCGGUCCAAGCCAGCGUCAGCUUCGACUACCCGUUCGUUCUCCACGCUAUAGAAGCCAUCGAUACUCUUGCUCAGAGCGUCUGGUUCUAUAGCGACGAGGAACAGAAGUCGAACAAGGAGAACAUUCCUCCUGAGCUUAUGAACUAA
Colletotrichum fioriniae is the source of this 876-nucleotide messenger RNA. RefSeq lists its product as uncharacterized. The record is from RefSeq and is a predicted model, not a curated record. NCBI's taxonomy places the organism in Eukaryota, Fungi, Ascomycota, Sordariomycetes, Glomerellales, Glomerellaceae.